This is a messenger RNA of Brettanomyces bruxellensis, 747 nucleotides long. RefSeq lists its product as uncharacterized. Bases 1 to 747 code for a protein of 248 amino acids. Lineage: Eukaryota; Fungi; Ascomycota; Pichiomycetes; Pichiales; Pichiaceae. The record is from RefSeq and is a predicted model, not a curated record. The transcript has a single exon.
AUGGAAACAAGAAUACAAGCAGAGGAUUCGUUCGAAACUCCUCAUUAUGCAUUGCCCACAUAUUCCUUUUUAAUGAAAAGUACAUGCGGUAGUCCACAGAGCGAGAACAAAAGAAGCAGCCCAGAAAGACUUUCACCAAAAGCAAAAGGCUAUGAUUCUGAUUAUGAUCUAACAAUCGCCACUUCAAAAUUAAAUGAACUUAGUUUCAGGGAAAAUAGCAUACGUGGAAAGCACAAGAACGAGAAGUUCUGUAAACAAAAAGCUAAUGCUACCGGCAAGGAGAACGGUUUAAAGAGAAAACAAAAUAUAGUCUAUGAAGAUAGCCUCCAUGAUACAAAAACUGAAGUUAAACAGGUUUCAACAACCCAAAAUGAAAUUUCUGAUACUGAAAUGAACGGUAAAUUUACAUUUUCGGAAAGGAGCAAACAAAGUGCUGUAUUUACUAAACAAGCACCAGACUUUGAAACAGAAUAUCCUAAUAUUAUAGGUAUUGCAAAAUCACAAAUCGAGGCCUGUAGAAAAAUUCUAGGGGAAAAAGAAAAUAAAAUCAGUUUAUUACACUACCCACAAGAUUUCUCAACUAGAAAUAAGUGCUGCUGCUUAACAUGUUCUGUUAAUCCUGGUCAGUUCUUUGAUGUUCUUACAAAGUACAAGCAUAAAGGUAUUCCCCCUCAGGAAUAUACAAAAUUGCUUGAUUCGUAUAUAAUGCUUUGGAGAACGCUCAGAAAAUUGGAGCAUUCUGAUUAG